GUGUCGCUCGCGUAAAGAUUUAUUUCAUUUUUUCCAUCAACUUGCACAAACCGGAACUUGCUGAAAAUUGGGCAAGUCAGUUGUACAUUGUGCUCGUGGUGCAAAAACAAUCUAAAACACAAUUCGCCGUGCGCGCUAAAGCAAUUCAAAGAAUAUAAUUAAAGCAUAGUCUGCUUGUUACUCGCCCAAUAAUUUAUAAACAACAAUAAUAACAGAAGCACAGCAGAGAAGAAGAAGAGAAGAAGCAAAAAAAAAGUGACGGCUUCUGUGUAUGCGUGUGCGUGUUUAUGUGUGUGUGCGUUGGUGUGCAUAGCCUGCAUAGCAGUGUGUGCGUAUGCGUGAGUGUGUGUGUGUUUGUGUGAAGUAGCAGCAGAAACAACAACAGCAGCCGCAGCAGCAGGCAGAAUAACAAAAAAUAGCAAAUCAAAAUGGCGCACCAACAGCAGCAGCAACAACAACAACUGGCACAAUCGGUGAAUUGUUCAUUGGAUGAUAUCGAUUUGACGGCACUAAAGGAUCCGGCUGGCAUCUUUGAGCUCAUCGAGGUCGUUGGCAAUGGCACCUACGGCCAGGUCUACAAGGGCCGUCAUACAAAAACUGGUCAGUUGGCUGCCAUAAAGGUGAUGGAUGUCACCGAGGAUGAGGAGGAGGAGAUUAAGCUUGAGAUCAAUGUGCUUAAGAAAUACUCAAAUCAUCGCAACAUUGCCACCUAUUAUGGGGCGUUUAUUAAAAAAUCGCCACCGGGUAAAGAUGAUCAGCUGUGGCUGGUUAUGGAAUACUGCGGCGCUGGCUCCGUUACCGAUCUGGUCAAGUCCACAAAAGGCCAAAGCCUCAAAGAGGAAUGGAUCGCAUACAUUUGCCGCGAAAUAUUACGCGGCCUCAGCUAUUUGCACUCGAACAAAGUAAUUCAUCGCGACAUCAAAGGCCAAAAUGUGCUGCUCACAGAUAAUGCCGAGGUUAAACUUGUGGACUUUGGUGUCUCUGCGCAGCUGGAUCGCACGAUAGGCAGACGCAACACAUUCAUCGGUACUCCCUAUUGGAUGGCACCCGAGGUCAUUGCCUGCGACGAGAAUCCCGAAGCGACAUACGACAAUCGCUCGGAUCUGUGGUCCCUGGGCAUCACGGCAUUGGAAAUGGCUGAGUCACAGCCGCCGCUCUGCGAUUUGCAUCCGAUGCGUGCUCUCUUCUUAAUUCCACGCAACUCGCCGCCGCGUCUCAAAUCCAAAAAAUGGUCCAAGAAGUUUCACGGCUUCAUUGACACGGUGCUAGUGAAGGACUAUCACCAGAGGCCUUACACCGAGAAUCUGCUGAAGCAUGCCUUCAUUAAGGAUCAGCCGACGGAUCGACAGGUGCGCAUCCAGCUAAAGGAUCACAUCGAUCGCUGCAAGAAGCGCAAGCAGGAGAAGGAGCGCGAAGAUUAUCGCUACUCGGGCUCCGACAACGAUGACGACGAGCCGCAGCUGGCCGGUGAGCCCAGCUCGAUCAUACAAGCGCCUGGUGGCGACACGUUGCGACGCAACUUUCAGCAAAUCCAGGAAGGUCGCCUCGCCGCCGAACAGCAGCAGCAGCAUCAUCAGUUGCUUGCCCAGGCUCAGGCGCAGGCCACUGCAGCUCAUGCUGCUGCCCAGGCGCAGCUACAUCAACAGCAGCAGCAGGCGGCAGCAGCAGCAGCAGCAGCGGCGCAUGCAGCGCAACAGGCGCAGGUGGCACAGCAACAGCAGCAGCAACAACAACAACAACAGCAGCAGCAGCAGGCACAGGCUCAACAGCCGCAGGCGAAUCGUCAGCAGAAACCGCCAUCGCGCCAGCAGGUUGAGGAAACGGGUCCGCCGGCACGCCCACAAUUGCCGCAGCGUCUGAUUGUGGUGCCAGAUCCACCGCAUGCCAAUCGGCCAUUGCCACCGACACCGAAGUGCGGCGAGCCAACGGCUCAGGCGCCCUCUCAACAACAGCAGCAGCAGUCGCAGCGCAGCUCGCAGAACAAUUUUAAGCCAUCGUUACCACCAAGGAGACCUGAGGAUCAUUUGGAUGUGUUAGCAGCACAAUUAAAUGAAUUGGGCGUGGUCUCCUCCCAACAGCCGCAGCCACAGACAGCAGCAGCCGGCGGACAGCAGCAGCAACUGGCACAGCCGGAGGCGCCGCCGCGCAACAAUCGACAAUCGGGUGCAUCCUCGGGCAAUGGUGCGAUCUGUGUAUCGGCUUCCUCGUCGUCAUCCAAGCCGGCAGCGGCACUGCCACAACAACAGUCCAACAAUCAUCUGGGACAGGCCGUCAAUCCGCUGGAUCCGCUCGACAGCAGCGACUCGGACAGCGAACCGGAUGAGCCCAACGAUCGGGCACGCAACGAUGGCACACUUUUGGCCAGUGAUCCGCCCAAGCCGCUACCCGAAUUUUCAUACAGGCCUGGCUUGGGACCCGUCUCUGAGGACACAACAACAACGACCACACCGCUGACCCACGGCAGCGGUGGGCCACCAAAUCGACCCUUGCCACCGACGCCGGAUGACGAUGAUCAGGCCGGAGAUCGUACGCUGAUCAUGAAGCGCAAAUUAGAACAAAACGUAAAUCGCUUACAAAAAUCCGCUUCCACCUCGCAUGCGCCAAAGAGAGCCGAAGACGCGAAACUCUUACGCGACUGGGACUUUGAUAAGUUCUUUCCCAAGAGACCCAAUGGUGCUGGCGCUGGCAGCAGCAGCAGCGGCAGCAGUAGCAGCACCACAGCCAGCCUCAGUCGCAGCUCGCAUUUGAGCACACUGAAAGUGGAGGCGAAGCUGCAGCGAGCCAGUGUCGCGGAGGCCAUAGCACGUCCCGUGCCCAAAGGCUAUCAGCCGCUAAAAGGCGCCAGUUCCACGGCUGGGGUCAACAUUGCCAAAGAGCGCAGCAGCUCCACACAGCAGCAGCAGACGCAGCCACAGCAGCAGCACAAGCGACAGGAGUCUGACUCAAAGUUGCCCAGUUUUGUGCGUGGCUUUCGGCGCGAGAAUUCCGAUUUUUUCCCGUUAACAAAACGCCAUUCGGCUGUGCUCAGUGGCAGCGUCGCUGCCAACAAUGCCAGCGCUGCCUCUGCUCAGCUGCAGUCGCCACAACUUGUGCAGCAGCAGCGCGCGAGUGCCAUGUACCAAAGGAACAGCAUUUACAACAGCAGCAGCAGCAGUAAGGAGAACAGCACGCUGACAGCAGCUGGCGCCGCUGUUGCUGUUAAUAAGACCAAAGCAACGUCCACUGCCAGCAGCAACAAAGCAGCCGCAGCAACAGCAAAAACAACAGCAGCAGCAGCGCUCACAAAGUCCAACUGGGUCAAUUUUGAUUUUCUGCGUCCGCGUCGCGAAAAGACUGAGUCUGUCAUUGUGCUGCAGAAUGCAGCGGCGCGUGCGCAGCAACAUCAGCAGCAGCAGCAACAACAACAGCAAACGCUACAGCUACAGCCACAGCCACAGCAACAACAACAACAACAGCAGCUACAGCCGCAGCAGCAGAAUCGCGGGGUAGCUGGCAGCGGCGCUGGUGGGGACAACAGUGGCCUUGGCACACCCGGCACCCGGACCAGCAGCGUUCUGCCCGAUCUACUCAGCCAGGCAUCGCCGGCAACGCCGCCGCGCCACGAUAAAUCAUCCAGUGAGGAGUAUCAAGCGGCCAUUAGUUCAUCCGUGCAUUCCACGCCAUCGAAAUCGUUUAUCGCUAGCAGCAGCAGCGCCGCCGGAGGCGUCGCCGUCGGCGUUGGCGGCCACGGUCAUGGCGGCGGCAGCGUUGUCGGUGGUGUAAUUAUUAGCACAAAUAAUUCACCACAAUCAACCAUAUCGCUGGCCUCAUCGACAUCGAAUUCGCGCCAAAAUUCGCCAAAGAAUUCGAUUAGUAAAACGCGUUCUUCCAGCAGUAUUACUAAUUUAUUGCAUAAAUCUGCUUCUUCCUCCUCCGCGAACAUUCACCACCUGACGCCCUGCUCGUCAACAUCGAAUGCGUCCGCCAUCUCGUCACACUUGCCACCGCACGCUUAUGCGUUGCAACAGAAACAACGCAGUUUUCUCACCUUCGGCUUCGGUGCCGGCGGCUCGGGUCCGACCCGUCGGGAGUCGACCGUCAAUGUGAAUGUGACGCCCACAUCGCACGAGGUGGCCAACGAUACGCCCGAGAUACGUAAGUAUAAGAAACGCUUCAACUCGGAGAUUCUGUGCGCCGCGCUCUGGGGCGUCAAUUUACUGAUUGGCACCGAGAAUGGACUCAUGCUGCUCGAUCGUUCCGGUCAGGGCAAGGUCUAUCAGCUUAUCUCGCGUCGCCGUUUCCAACAGAUGGAGGUGCUAGAGGGCCAAAAUAUAUUGGUUACCAUAUCCGGUAAAAAGAAUCGGGUGCGCGUCUAUUAUUUGUCCUGGCUGAAGUCUAAGAUCUUGCGCACCGAUGGACUCUCCGAUCAAGUGGAGCGUCGCAAUGGUUGGAUAAAUGUGGGUGAUCUACAAGGUGCUGUACAUUUUAAGAUUGUCAAAUACGAGAGGAUUAAGUUCCUAGUGAUUGCAUUAAAAGACUCAAUUGAAAUUUAUGCAUGGGCGCCCAAACCAUAUCACAAAUUUAUGGCAUUUAAGAAUUUUGGUGAACUGGAACAUCGCCCCCUUUUGGUCGAUCUCACAAUUGAGGAUCAGUCGCGACUGAAAGUGAUUUACGGUUCCGCCGAGGGUUUCCAUGCAGUUGAUUUAGAUUCGGCUGAAGUAUACGAUAUAUAUCUUCCUAAGCAUACUCAGGGUGCAAUCAUUCCGCAUUGUAUUGUGGCGCUUCCAAAUUCAAACGGUAUGCAACUAUUGCUGUGCUAUGACAAUGAAGGCGUCUAUGUGAACACUGGCGGACGUGUAUCCAAGAACAUUGUGCUGCAGUGGGGCGAGAUGCCCACUUCGGUGGCCUACAUUGGCACUGGACAGAUUAUGGGCUGGGGCAAUAAAGCAAUAGAGAUACGUUCCGUUGAAAGCGGCCAUUUGGAUGGUGUGUUUAUGCACAAGAAGGCGCAGCGCUUGAAAUUCCUUUGCGAGCGCAAUGACAAAGUAUUCUUCAGCAGUGCCAAAGGUGCUUCCUCGUGUCAAAUCUACUUCAUGACGCUCAACAAGCCGGGCAUGGCCAAUUGGUAAUUGGUUAAAUGAAUAACUAACGAACCACACCCUUCCGUAAAGAACUUGGCAACUCUGAUCCAUCGAUGAUCCAACAUUCAAAACAACAAAAAACAUUUUCUUCUUAUUUUACAAGCUAUAAAACAGCUACAAAAAAUAUCUAAAGAGAACGUUUACAAACCCACUCUCGCACACACACACACACACACACCUUAGCUCGUAUAAGUAAAAAGUUCAUAAUUCUUAAGUGAGAUCGUUCUAUACACACACACACACACACACAGACACUCUCACACACACACUCGUAAACAUGUGCUUAUGAAAUUUAACCCAGGAGAACGUUUCAAUUAGUAAAUGUGCUAUGUAUAAAUGUUACUCAUCAAUUGGAGUGCACAAUUUUAAAACGGGCGUUAAAAUAAUGUAUUUAAAACGAAAAAGAAAUGCAAAAAGAUAAUGGAAAAGCUCACUCGACGAGGUUUUUUUUUUUUGCAUUAGAAGAACAGAAUUAGGAACGAGAUGAACGUCAUAUAAAAGUUGUUUAUUCGUAACCGAUACUUUUUGACGAGGAGACAGACAUAGACAGAUAUAUAUGUAUAAUGAAGAUUACAUAACUAAAUCGCAAUUAAUUUGUACUAUGCACACGUACACUCCACACACACACCCACACACAGCCACACCCACAGAACUUAUACACACAGCAAUUUCAUUUCAAAUGUCAUUUUUAAAAAUUGUGUGCAUUGUUGUUUUCUACUUAUUAUAAUUCGCCUACAAGUUAAACUUAAGUUAACAAGCAAAAGCAACGCAGCAAAAGCGAAAGAAAAUUAUCGAAUUGUGUGAGAGAUAAAAAUAUGCAAUUUGUUGAUUGAUCUUUGACACACAAAAGAUAUCGGUAACAAUCUAUUAGAUAUUGAUUUGUGCGUUUCGAGCUAGUGCUAAAGAGCAAAGCAACAUUUACAUUUAUAUCACCAAUAUAUAAAAUAAUGUCUCUGUAUGCUC
Molecule: messenger RNA, 6083 nt
Organism: Drosophila grimshawi
Lineage: Eukaryota; Metazoa; Arthropoda; Insecta; Diptera; Drosophilidae
Gene: msn
Product: serine/threonine-protein kinase mig-15
Exons: 19
Coding region: 429-5108 (1559 amino acids)
Biological process (GO): protein phosphorylation
Molecular function (GO): ATP binding; protein kinase activity
Source: RefSeq, a predicted model, not a curated record